CACCAUCGCUCGAAGACUUUCAAGUCACCAUUGAGCUCGUCGACUGUUUGUGUCCACGCACCACACCAGCUUUCCUAAGGACCGCAGAUCAUGGCCAUUCGAUACGCCGUCAUUGGCACCAAUUGGAUCACCGACUCCUGGAUCAAAGCAGCAGAAAAGGCCGGGAAAUGGCAAUUGCACGCCGUAUACUCACGCACCAAAGAGCAGGCGGAGAAGUUCGCUUCGAAAUAUGCCUGCUCCAACCUGUACACUUCCCUCGAUGAUCUCGCUGGUGAUCAGGAGCUCGACGUCGUCUACAUUGCCUCGCCCAAUAACCUGCACUACGAGCAAGCGAAGCAGAUGCUCAAAGCGAAGAAGCAUGUAGUGCUUGAGAAGCCUGCAACCAGCACAUCAGCAGAACUGGACGACCUUUUCCGGAUAGCAAAAGAGGAGGGCGUGUACCUGAUAGAGGCUUACAGACAUAUUCAAGAGGCGAACUACAAGCUGUUGCGGAAGAUCGUCAAUGAGGAUAAGAAGUUGGGUCCCAUUUACGGAGCGUCAUUCUCCUACUGCUCGUACAGCAGCAGAUACAACAACGUCUUGAAUGGAGAGACGCCCAACAUCUUCUCCCUCGACUUCUCAGGCGGCUCGCUCGUCGAUGUCGGAGUGUAUCCCGUCACAUUUGCAGUUGCGCUCUUCGGCAAGCCGAAAACUCAAUCCUACAUCCCGACAAUUUGCAGGACCGGCGUCGAUGGUGGUGGUGUCGGAAUCUUGCAGUACGAUAAUUUCGGCGUGCAAAUCAACAACAGCAAAUCAUACCAGAGCACCGCGCCUUGCGAAAUCUAUGGCGAGAAGGGAACUCUCACCAUCAACUUCACAACCGACAUUGAUAGCUUGAAACUUUGGAGUCCUCAUACCAAGACCACGGAAGACUUGGCAGGUCCCUGUAAGAGGGUCGAGAAGCCCAAUGUGAACAUGGAAGAGGAGGCCGCGGAAUUCGCGCGGAUUCUACAGGAGAAGGAUACGGCCGCCUUGCAAGAAUUGGAGACAAUCUCGCGAAACGUCUUAUACGUUACGGAAGACAUGAGACGACAGGCUGGCAUCAAUUACCCGGCGGACAAGAUUGGCAGGUGAAAGUAAACGUGAAUUUGUCAUACACAGAACGGUCACGUACGACAUGCCUAUUUGUGGCUUCGUUUGAACUUUGGCGUACGACACCAGGCUUCACCUUGCAUAGGCCAUGCGGAUCGUUAAACUACGAUCGACUGUACAUUUUACGCAGGUACCGAAGGGGUCUAUACUAUCAUGAUGCAGUGUAGACCAGGAACCGGAGAUACACGAUCGAAGCAUCGCGUCAAAGAUUGGGAUUCCCUUGUCAUCGAGUAGCUCUAUGAUCCCUUCACUCCCGCCUCCUAAAGUUUGUGCGGGGUGAUGAUGAAG
This is a messenger RNA of Cercospora beticola, 1419 nucleotides long. RefSeq names its product Gfo/Idh/MocA family protein. The record is from RefSeq and is a predicted model, not a curated record. Gene Ontology annotation, molecular function: nucleotide binding. Lineage: Eukaryota; Fungi; Ascomycota; Dothideomycetes; Mycosphaerellales; Mycosphaerellaceae.